UUGUCCUAUUAUCAGCCACCACUUCUUUGAGCCCAAUCUCUUCCUCUUUUUCUUUCUGCCUCACCGGAAGAAGCCAUUGACUCUCCUUUCCUCUUUUAACUCUUUCUGCCUCGCCAGUCGCCGGAAGUUGCAAAACGUCUCUGCCUCGCCGGAAAAUUUAAAAAAAAAAGAUAAGUUCGACGCUUCCUUGGAAUCGCGGCCACUGCGAUGUGCAAUUGAAACAAAGUUCAUUCUAAUUAAACCUGCCAUGCAAAUUAAUUCAGUCAGACUUUGGUGUUCUAUCUCAUUACGAUUUGAGUCGUCUAAUUAUUAUUUUUUUCUUUGUUAGUUUUCAGGUUUGGUAAUUGAUUCGUUGAAGCGUUAAAAAUGGCAUUUUGUGUUCCUCUCUCAUUCAACAAUCCCAAACCAGUUUCAAUUUCUUGUUCAUCUAUCAAACUUGUGCGUGACCGUUCACUCGACAGGCAUGUUGCCAUGAAGAACAAAACUAGGUUUGUUCAAAAGUUAAAAACUCUACUUCUCUCUAAACCUAAACACUAUAUUCCACUUCACAUUUUGUCAAAAUGCCGCUCUUAUCUUUGUCUUUCUAAGCCUCGUUCCAUACUUUCCAUGAUUCAUCGUUAUCCAUCCAUAUUUGAACUCUUCAAUAUGCCAUGGCCACCCACGCCACUCAAUGCAACCAAGUUGCAUCCCCAACUCUGUGUUCGAUUAACUCCAGCUGCAGCUGCCCUUGCUUCUGAGGAAUUUAAUCUUCAAUCUUCCGUUUCCAACAUGUUGGCAACCAAACUCCAAAAGCUUCUUAUGCUAUCUUCGCACCACCGGUUGCUUCUGUCGAAAUUGGUUCACUUUGCCCCUGAUCUUGGUCUCCCUCCGAAUUUUCGAUCCCGGUUGUGCAACGACCAUCCGGACAGGUUCAAGAUUGUUGACACGUCCUAUGGCCGCACACUUGAGCUUGCAUCUUGGGAUGUCAACUUGGCAAAGCCUUUGGUGCCUCCUGCAUCAUCAUCCAAUUCUCUUGGUUUCAUAGUUGACCGUCCUUUGAAGUUCAAGCAAUUGAGCCUUCAAAAGGGGCUUAAUUUGAAGAGACGUCACCAGGAUUUCUUGCUGAAAUUUGAAGAAAUGCCACAAGUGUGCCCCUAUAGGAAUCCUGCUGAGUCUUUGACCAAGGAGUCAUUGGAGGCAGAGAAGAGAUCUUGUGCACUAGUAAGGGAGGUUCUUGCAAUGACGGUUGAGAAGCGGACUUUAAUAGACCACUUGACCCAUUUCAGAAAGGAGUUUGGCCUCCCUAACAAGCUGAGAGGGAUGAUUAUAAGGCACCCAGAAUUAUUUUAUGUGAGUUUGAAAGGGGAACGGGACUCAGUUUUCUUGGUGGAGGGGUUUGGUGAGAAGGGUGACUUAUUGGAGAAGGAUGGGGCUUUAUUCAUACAAGAUAGAUGGAUGGAUUUGGCAAGGGAAUCCAAGAGAAUGAGACGAGAGAGAAGGAAGAAUAGGAUUGACAAAGAUGUUGGCAGCUUGAAUGGUACUGAUCAAAAUAGUUAUGACAGUGAUGAUGAUAAUAUUGAGAUGGACAAUUUUAAAGAUGGUUAUGAUGAUGGUUUUGAGGAUAUUUUUGAAGAGUUGGAUUUUGAGGCUGAGGAUGAUGAUCAUAGAAACGGGUUUUUUUCCCAAAACAGCAAUGGAGAAUUUUGGAUUGCAGGACCUUUUCCUAUUCAACAUGGUUUGGAUGAAGUGCAGACGCAACCUUGGUAGUUUUCAAUUUGAAGAACAAACAUUUCCCUACACAAGUAAAGCGAUGCAACUUUCUAGUGGUAAAUGGUAGUUCCACACUGCAUGUACCAUACCAUAAUGAUGGUGAUACUGUUUUAUGCUUGACUAUUAAUGUCUGUAGUAGUUGAAAGAUCAUUCAAUGUAAAGAUUAUGUGGAUAAGACUUAAGCACCAAUUGAUACAUAUUAGGGCACAAAGGACUAAAAUAGAUUUUAUAAGGACUGCAACCUCCAUAGUAGAAUAAUAGAGAAAAAGGAAGGAAUUCAGAGACUGUA
Glycine soja is the source of this 2038-nucleotide messenger RNA. Its product is annotated as protein WHAT'S THIS FACTOR 1, chloroplastic-like. NCBI's taxonomy places the organism in Eukaryota, Viridiplantae, Streptophyta, Magnoliopsida, Fabales, Fabaceae. The record is from RefSeq and is a predicted model, not a curated record. The coding region runs from base 367 to 1746 and encodes 459 amino acids. Gene Ontology annotation, molecular function: RNA binding. The transcript is spliced from 2 exons.